AUGCUGCAGCAUCUCUUGGUGUUGUGGAGUCAACAAAUGCUUCCAGUAUCGGCAAGAAUCCCCAAAGCUAGCAAAGUUGCUCCUGCCUCCACCAGCCCACUCUGUAAGUUCGCUUUCCUGAGUCGCUCGACAGUCAAGGUCGAAACAGAUCCAGCCUGUAAAGGACGUAGUCUGUGCACUCAAUAUCGGAAUCCGAUUCCAGAUGAUGAUCCACAGAAGCGAUACGAUUCGCAUGGUCUAGUAAUUUUGCCGCUGGUCCAAUCCUGUCUUUCCUCUGCGCAUCCACAAGGCCUAGGCGAUUCAAACCGGUUAAGUCAUCCGGAAGAGACUUCAAAGAGCGAAUUGGGAAUAUGCCAUUUGGCAGACAACAGUUUGGCCAAACCAACUGCAUUUGGCAAAGACUCAAAAUCAGCUGUACAGUGA
Cylindrotheca closterium is the source of this 423-nucleotide messenger RNA. NCBI's taxonomy places the organism in Eukaryota, Bacillariophyta, Bacillariophyceae, Bacillariales, Bacillariaceae. The record is from the annotation of a GenBank genome assembly.